AUGAUCCAGAACCUGACCAUCAGCAUCAGCCGCAGGCCAACUGGCAGUCUCCCCUCUGACCCCGCACUUUCUCGAGUCCUCAUCGCAAGACAUUCUUUGUUCUCAUUCCCUCAAGCCAUUCAUCGCGGCGUGGAAUGCAAUAUCCCACCAGCCCCUUUGGCGGAGAUGAGUACAGAAAAAGCAAAGGACCAGCGUCUCUGCUCGGUAUGCCUACAGCUGGACUUGAGCUCAGGCAAGUUCAGGGUUACACCGGAAAGCAUACCGAGUGCUCAGAGUAAUGGUUGGGCGCCGGGGCCAAGCAGCACGCCACCUGCAAGCACCAUCGGCAAUCCUGAACAAGACAUUCGCUCCCCGCUCGGCCUGUCUCCCGGGCAUAGCAGCAAGCAAUUUUCGACUCUGGCCGAGAUUGACUCGAGAAAGGAUGAAUGUUGCUUGUGCGAUAUCUUGUGGAAGGCCAUUGCCGGUGACAGGCCCAUCGAGUCUCCGUCGCGCGAGGCCACUCUCAACUUGUCGUGGGAGAUUGACGGCCGCUCGCGCUCUGACAGCGGUCAGGUUGUCAAUCGAUCCAGAAGGAUUCGGCUGUCGUGGAGACAGGAAUCAGAAGAAGCCCAGGAAGGCCGUCAAGAGAAAAGCGUCUUCCUUGUGUGUGUCGCUCCUCGUACCGCCGGCCCGGCCGAGGCUCGCUUUUUUGGCCGCCCUCGGCUCCCCGAUGACGAGAAGCUGGCCCUCAUCAGCUCGUGGAUUGACACAUGUGCCAACACGCACGGCCAAGGCGGUUGCGGAGCAAAGGAGACACGAUACGACACGGAGGAGGAGUUCCGCCGGCUCGUCAAAGGCUCCUACUUUGGCGUUAUCGACGUCGAGGAGAUGCAACUAAAGCCACUGCCCAUGAUCCGCAAAAAGCCGGCGCCAUACGUGGCCCUCAGCUACGUAUGGGGGCAGGGGCAUUCGGCCCCGUACACGUCCACUAGAUCGAAUGUUAUGGUGCACAUCCAAAAGCUCGGGCUUAAAAGCGCAUGGCCGAAAUUGCCCCAGACCAUUCAGGAUGCUAUCCUUUUGGUUUGGCGGCUGGGAAAGCGCUAUCUCUGGAUCGAUUCUCUCUGCAUCGUCCAAGACAGCCUCAGCUCUUGGGAGCUCAAUGCCAAAUCCAUGCACCUGGUGUACGGUCAUGCGCAUUUCACCAUUUGCGCUGCAGACGGAGACGAUGCGACCACGGGGUUGAGGGCAGUAAGCCACGCAAUCCGGACAGGCGGUAGGCCACCGUGGUUGGCAGGCGACAUCCGCCAUCUGCCGUUCUCGCCGGGCGACCCCCAGCAUACGACCCAAGGUCCAGAAACAGCGACCACGAAGAGCGUGCGCUUUGCAGAAGAUUUUCAAGCCUCCGCUUCCGAGAUCCCUCUUAUUGCGCCGUAUAGUCCUGGACUUGGAUUACUCGCCUUUAGGGGCCCGGAAAGCGUCAUUCAAGGAUCGACAUGGAGCAGUCGCGGAUGGACAUACCAGGAACGACUUCUUUCAACGCGAUGCUUGAUAUUCGCCGAAGGCAAGGUCUACUUCCAAUGCCGGCGGUCGCUUCAAACUCAGGAUAUCUUCAACGAUACCAACACUAGCAAUGGCCAAAGCAAGAAGAGCAAACGAGAAUCCAGGCAAAAACACAGGCGAGGCAGCAGGAAGGAGCGCCGAAAAGAUGAAGGUGAUAUCAAGAGCGAAAGCAACAUCGAGGCUGAUUCCAACAAUGGCCAAAGAGCCAAUCAGCACACCACGGCUCACGGACCCCAUGAGGGCUACGCAGGGGACGACGACGGCUGGUCUCUCAACUCGGCUGACUCACCACUAAAGACACUCGGCGAACUCCGGCGCAGAGCAUUCUGGGUCUAUAUGAAAUGUGUCGAGCAAUACACGGGGCGCACUCUAACGAAGCCUAAAGACGUGCUGGCAGCCUUUCAGGGCACCUCGUGGCUCCUUCACAAACAUAUGCGUGCGCCUCUUUUGCAUGGCCUUCCCACUUCCCACUUUGACCUCGCCUUAUUGUGGAUGCCUCUUUCAGCUCUACAGAGACGGAAACCUAGGCGCUGCCCCCGCCGGUUUAAGCUGAGAACAAGAGCUGGACAAAGCACUUCGUCAAUCAUCCCUUGCUCUCAGGAUUCCCUUGGGAAUUGCACCUGUAGGCUUGAGCAAGAAGGGUUCGGCAGUAACGAAUUCCCCAGCUGGUCGUGGGCGGGCUGGAUGGGGGGCAAAGCUGACUAUUCGCUCGAUAUGAUCGGCGGUACUUUGCAGAACGUCCAGGAAUGGCUGAGGGACCACACCUGGAUUUUUUGGUAUAUACGAGACGAAGAAGGAAACCUCUUACCGCUCUGGGACAGUAGCCAUUGCGGUGAGGAUACUAGCCAUGAGGAGCGCUGGAGGGGCUAUAAAGGGAGAGCGGUCAACCUCCAGGAUGCUCCAGACCCACGCAGCCGCUCCAAGCAUUCCGGAAAUAUCCGCAUGGUAUCCAACAAACACUACUUGAAGGGGAUCAUCCCAGAAUACUACAAUGUUCAGGAUGAGUACUACGACGACUUUAGCGACGAGGACGCAGACAGCAGCGAUGAACCAAAAACCCGACGCAGAACCUCACACCGCUCAGACAGGACGGUUUAUGGCCGCCACCAUCACCGCAGAGUCCCCAAGGCGCACGGCCAGUUCAGCAGGCGCACUACCCAUAGGAUCAGCAGCAGUAGCAGUAGCAACAGCGGCAGCGGCAGCGGCAGCAGCAGAAGCAGCAGCGAAAGCAACAGUGAUGGUAUCGAGGAGAUAGUGAUAAAGAGAAGGUAA
Gaeumannomyces tritici R3-111a-1 is the source of this 2811-nucleotide messenger RNA. RefSeq lists its product as hypothetical. Bases 1 to 2811 code for a protein of 936 amino acids. NCBI's taxonomy places the organism in Eukaryota, Fungi, Ascomycota, Sordariomycetes, Magnaporthales, Magnaporthaceae. The transcript has a single exon. The record is from RefSeq and is a predicted model, not a curated record.